AUGUCAAACAUCACAAGUUGUGAUAGUGGAAGUUUCUCUACAGAGAAUACCAGAGAUCAAGAUGGAGUUAAACAUCAACAACAAAAUGAAAUACUUGGUCAAUUUCAUAGUCCACAUUCUCAUACUUCAACUACAACUACAACAAAUAAUAGCAAUGGUUCCAACACUAAUUUACAACCACCUCUUAAGAGAAAAAGGAACCUACCAGGAAAUCCAGAUCCAAGUGCUGAAGUGAUAGCUUUAUCACCAACAACACUAAUGGCUACAAACAGAUUCGUAUGUGAAAUAUGCAACAAAGGUUUUCAAAGAGACCAAAAUCUUCAAUUGCACCGAAGAGGACACAACUUGCCAUGGAAGCUUAAGCAGAGAACAACUAGUGAAAUCAUAAAGAAGGUUUAUGUUUGUCCUGAACCUUCAUGUGUUCACCAUAAUCCUGUAAGAGCACUUGGUGAUCUUACUGGUAUUAAAAAGCACUUUUGUAGAAAGCACGGUGAGAAAAAGUGGAAAUGUGAUAAGUGUUCUAAGAAAUAUGCUGUUCAAUCUGAUUGGAAAGCUCAUUCUAAAAUCUGUGGUACAAGGGAAUACAAAUGUGACUGUGGAACCAUCUUUUCUAGAAGAGACAGCUUCAUUACCCACAGAGCUUUCUGUGAUGCAUUAGCUGAAGAGAACAACAAAGCCAACGAAGGUUCAGUACAAUUAUCAAACAUGCAACAACACCAACAAAUUCCAAAUCUCGUUUCUUCAAUAUUACCAAUGAACCAAAACAAGUCACAAAUUGUUGGAGCUUCAGAGUUCAACCUUUCAGAUCACAAACAUCCAUUAUCAUCACCUCACGACCUCAUGUCAGUUCCUGUAAAACCCUUCAACAGCAAUAUAUUCACCAGAAGUCUUUCGUCGUCAACUUCAUCUCCUUCUCUUCAACUGAGUUCAAAUAAUUCACUCAACAACAUCUUGGAAGAAAACGGAUCAGUCCAUUUAUCUGCAGCUGCAACCUCGCCUCACAUGUCAGCCACUGCAUUGUUACAAAUAGCUGCUCAAAUGGGUGCAACCGUGAGUAAUAGUAAUGCAGGUAUGGUUAUGUCAGAUAAAACAACCGUCGCUACAAACAUGAUGUCCCCGCCACCGCUGUUUGGUAUGGUGCAACAACAAGGACAUUCUUUCAUGAACCACAACAUGCAACAGCAACCUCAGUACAUUAAUAAUAAUUUCAAUGGAAAUGUGAUGAUAAAUGGAGGUGUUAAUGGAUCAAUGAAUGGAGUUGAUAUGUUUAAUGCUAUAUUGGAUCAAAGUAAGGCUUUAUCCAAAAUCAUUGAACAGAACAAUCAAACUCAAAGCAUGAACAGUGUUGUAGGAGGAGGUGCAACAAGUAAUAUUAUGAAUAUUGGUGGAAGUAAAGGAAGUGGUGGGGGAGAUGUAAUGACACUGGAUUUAUUGGGGAUAGGAGGUGGGGGUGCACAUGGUAAUUUCUAUGGAGGGGGUGCACAUGGUACACAACAACAGCAACAAGCAGAAAGUGCUGCAGCAGCAGUAGAAGCAGAUGAGGUUUGGAGAAAUUGGUCAACCAAGAGUGGAGGGUUUGAAACCUUUUCAGCAACAAGCAACAUUUGA
Messenger RNA from Vicia faba (fava bean), 1608 nucleotides. The record is from the annotation of a GenBank genome assembly. Lineage: Eukaryota; Viridiplantae; Streptophyta; Magnoliopsida; Fabales; Fabaceae.